This is a messenger RNA of Larimichthys crocea (large yellow croaker), 2129 nucleotides long. Its product is annotated as free fatty acid receptor 3. Lineage: Eukaryota; Metazoa; Chordata; Actinopteri; Sciaenidae. Gene Ontology annotation, molecular function: G protein-coupled receptor activity. The transcript has 2 exons. Gene Ontology annotation, cellular component: plasma membrane. Bases 244 to 1239 code for a protein of 331 amino acids. Gene Ontology annotation, biological process: G protein-coupled receptor signaling pathway; cellular response to fatty acid. The record is from RefSeq and is a predicted model, not a curated record.
GACGUUAUUUGGACAGAGAAGGAGAACAAAGAUUGUGUCCAGAGGCUUAUUAAAUUUCCUCUAUUGAAGGCGAGAUAGCAUAUUAAGCACAGUUUUAUAAUCUGACCAAACAGUUUGCUUCCAGGAGGCGAAGCAUGCGGAGAGACUGCUGCAGCAUCAGGACAGCACAGCCGCAUCGUGAUGGAGAGCCUGGUUUUUAAAGCUUGACAGAGUGUCGAAGAGAGUCUGUUCCCAGCAGCCGCCAUGCAGUGUCACCUGUUGCUUUCCAUCUACAUCGUCACCUUUCUGAUGGGGGUCCCCGCCAACAUCCUGGCAUUCUGCACCUUCUGCCGCAAGGUGCAUCGCAAGCCGGCCCCGAUAGACAUCCUCCUCCUCAACCUCACCAUCUCCGACCUCAUCUUCUUGGCUUUCCUGCCAUUUAAGAUGAAGGAGGCCUCUGAUGACAUGGACUGGCUGCUGCCCUACCCUCUGUGUCCCUUCACUGGUUUUAUGUUCUACGUCACCAUCUACAACAGCACCUUGCUCCUCACUGCUGUGAGCGUGGAGCGCUACCUGGGGGUCGCCUACCCCCUCAGGUACUCGCUGUGUCGCAGGCCUCGCUACGCCGUGUGGGCCAGUAUCAUUUUCUGGGUGGUGACCUCUCUGAACCUCAGCGUCGUCUACAUCAUUCCCUACGCCCAGUGGAGCAAAGGUGCUGACAGUAACAGUAACAAUGGCAGCACCGCCAACAGCCCUGCACGGCCUCCACCCACCUGCUACCUGGAUUUCACCAAGGACGAGCUCAAAAUCUUGCUGCCAGUCCGCCUGGAGCUCUUCCUCGUCCUCUUCUGCGUCCCCUUUGUGAUCUCUACCUUCUGCUACGUCAACUUCAUCCGCAUCCUGUCCCGUCUUCCAAACAUCGGCAGGCGACGGAGGCUGCGUGCCAUUGGUCUGGCGCUCGGCACGCUGAUUGUAUUUGCUGUCUGUUUUGGGCCUUACAAUGUGUCCCACGUGGUGGGGUAUAUUCGUCAGGAGAGUGAGGAGUGGAGGAACGUGGCGUUGCUCUCCAGCACCUUCAACGCAUGCCUAGAUCCGUUUAUCUUCUACUUUUCCUCAGCGGCUGUCAGAAGCAUGUUAAACCACUGCUUCAAGAACAUCAUGGCAAAGCUGCACAUCCUGAGAUGUGGAGGAGCUCCUCACAGUCCUCACCAGAGACCCACUAAGGCAGCUGAGAAAUACAAGGAAACUGCCCUUCCUUGAAAGUUCAGGAGGAAUUACUCAAGUAAAUGUGUGUUUGUUUGGACAAAAUGAAGUGUUUGUAAUUGUUACUCUGCUCUUACCAAUGAGAGGCAACAGGAAAAUUUUAGAUUGAAGCAACUGUGUCCUGUUCUUACGCCUUUUAGAGGCAAUGCUUGCUCCAGAGCUUCAUAGGAUACAAUAAAAACACUUUAAUGUGCAAGUUAUUUAUUUGCCGAUUCUGUUUUUGUUCAGUUACAAGUUUCAUAGCCUCUAUAAACAAAUAUCUGCAGAUGAAUGCAGAAUCUGUAGGCGAGGGACCAAGAUUUGUCACAUUUGAGUGGGCUUUUAUUGCAACAGUCCAUGUCAAGAACAAAAGAGGUGGAAAGCAUUGGCCUAAAUGGGCUUCAGACGUAGAUACUUGUUUAUAGAGAUUAGCAGUGAUUUGGCUUUCUUGUCAUUCUUACUUAUCAAGUUGCAUUUUGUCCGGAUAUCUGCUGGCUACACUGGAAGUCAGAUAACAUUGGCUGCUGACCGUCCAUGAAUGUGCUUGGGUCUGCUGGAGGUUUUGUCUGCCACCGUCGCCAAUUGUUGGGUCUCUGUAAAUAAGUCUAAAUUGUUAUAAAGACUACAGUCUAGCCCUGCUCUGUAUGGAGAGUGUCAUGAGAUAACUUUUGUUAUUUUGUUCGACUGGUUAAUCAGUAAUAAAUGGUUUGUCGUCUUGAUCCUCAAAAGCCUUCUUUCAGAAAUCCCCCGGAGGGUCCUUCCAAGUUAAAUAACGAGUGACCAAAAAUACAAAACAAACCAUCUCUUAAAAGUGUGCUAUGCCGCAAAAGCAACCACAGCAUAUUUACCCAAGUGACUCAGCACCAGUUUCAUUUAUUUUUUUGACAUUUGAAGGCUGUAAAACAGCA